GACGCGGGGUGCCAUCAACACGUACGUUCUUGUUCCAAAAAUCUUAAAAUUACGUCUAGUCCUAAUUAACCCCUUCACCUGUGUUAAUUAUCCAUGUAAAUUGAUUACAUACUUUAUGAUUUUUAGUUCAUAAAUUGGUGGACAAGAAGAGGAGGAGAUGGAAGAUUAUGAGCAGAAGAUCAACUCGGGGAAUGUGUUCCUUCAGAGUCAGGCUGUGACCAAACUCCAUACCAAACUGCUUGAAAAUGUACAGGAAGGAGAGUCCCUGUAUGAUAGGGAAGAAGUUAGAUGGCUGUGGCAGACUGCUAACAAGGGAGACAUGACUGAGGCAACGCUAGCCAUAGAGAUCCUGAUAGCGCUUGCCAAAGCUGGUUUCCUUCCAGUUCCAGCAACGUUGCAAAACUUCCUGGCUGAUAUUAUGUGUGCUAAGUCUCCUCGAGCUAUUGUGCAAGGAAUCACAGAGAUAGUGUUAAUGUCUCAGAGUGAGUCUGACAACAGUGGCGAGACAGAAUUCCCUUUUACAGGCCCCCCCAAAGGCCCAACCCACCCAUAUGUCACACUCAUCACUAAACGGCCUGACCUGACAUCCACAGUCCUCGAGGAAGUGGCCAGUCUGCUGCGACAUCCAGAUAACAGAUUAAGGUCCUUGAGUAUUUGCCAUGUCCGUCCGCUUGUACUUCAUGCAUUCUGCAUGACAGAGAACACCUUACCAGUGGCUAGGCCUCUCAUAGCCCUCAUUGUGAAUUCACAUUCUGCCCAGCUAGGCCUUGACUUUGUUCCUCUGCUAUCAAGAAUUGUUACUCUUAUCAAAGAUAGUAGCAAAGAUCACAUAGAAAGGAAGAUGAUGGUACUACUUGCUCUAACUGAAAUUGCGAUAGCUGAAAAUUCGGCAAGGCUGCAGUCAGCUCUGUUGCCUUGUCUUGUCAUGAUGGUGCCACUGGCAUGGAAGCAAGGGCUAGGAACAAGGACAGUAGAGAGAUAUAUGAACAUACUGGUGUCCCGCCUAGGAAGAGGAUGUGAUGUUACCCUGUGUGCUUUGGCAGAGGUCAUACCUCAGACUUCUGGACAGCUACAAGUAAAUCUGCUGAAGUUAGGUGCAACUCUUCUUUCAAAUAAAGAUGGUAAUCCUUUGAUUGGUGCAAGAUUGUUGCCAUCAUUGCUGCAGGUGUUGUCAGCUCCCUGCACAAGUAUUCCUGGCCUGACAACAGCUGCUGCAGCUGUAGUAUCUCUUAUACAGGCAACACCAGCUCAAGCUUCAGCUAAUACCCAGUUGGCAGGUAAUGCACACUGGGAAACCUUAUGCUGCACAUUUUCCAGUCUGGUUUCCUUCAUACCAGCACUGGAGUUCUCAGAUCGACUGGUCAGGGAUCCACAGCUGGCUUCCGAUUGGCUGUCCAAGCUGGCUACAUCCAUCAAUCAGAUUUCAAGCUUUCACCAUACUUUUGUGACAUCGGUGUUUUUGUACCAGGGGUCUACAUCACAGUCAAUUCAAGAAGCAACUAAGGUGUGCACUCUCUCUCUCUCUUUCUCUUUCUCUCUUUGUCCCCUCUCUCUCUCUGUCUUUCAGCGAGAGUCGGCGACGGUCAGGCACACGAACCGCCGACCUCAGACCAAGCGACCCUCGGACAUGGACUGA
Penaeus indicus is the source of this 1636-nucleotide messenger RNA. RefSeq lists its product as uncharacterized. The transcript is spliced from 11 exons. NCBI's taxonomy places the organism in Eukaryota, Metazoa, Arthropoda, Malacostraca, Decapoda, Penaeidae. Gene Ontology annotation, biological process: regulation of post-transcriptional gene silencing. The record is from RefSeq and is a predicted model, not a curated record. The coding region runs from base 158 to 1636 and encodes 492 amino acids.